Molecule: messenger RNA, 2211 nt
Organism: Saccostrea echinata
Lineage: Eukaryota; Metazoa; Mollusca; Bivalvia; Ostreida; Ostreidae
Product: cell cycle checkpoint protein RAD17-like
Exons: 17
Coding region: 14-2014 (666 amino acids)
Biological process (GO): DNA damage checkpoint signaling; DNA repair; mitotic DNA replication checkpoint signaling
Molecular function (GO): ATP hydrolysis activity; chromatin binding
Source: RefSeq, a predicted model, not a curated record
CGAAAGUGAAGAUAUGUGGUCAGAUGAGGAUGGAAGUAGUAGGGACUCAGUUGUAGAUCUUACAGAUUCCCCACCUCUUCAAACCAAAAAGAGGAAAAGGGACAUAGUACCCACAAAAUCAAUAGGCUUAACAAAAAAAGCUAGUUCCUCCCAGUGGGUGACUUCAUCUUUUGGAGACUUUGAGGAUUUUGGAAACUUGACUUCAUCUACAAAGCAAGCAAAGACAAAACAAGCCAAACUGGUCACCAAACCUCUUUCUCAGUGUCCAUCAAGGUCAAAUGUGGUAAACAAAAGACCAGCUUACGAAGAUGAAUUAUGGUCUGACAAACACAGUCCAAAAAAUCUGUUAGAUUUAGCUGUGCAUAAAAAGAAGAUAGAAGAACUGCAGACUUGGCUCCAAAGACAUUUGAAAACAGACUCAGUGAGAUCUCCAAUGGUACUUUUGACCGGCCCUGCUGGUGCUGGAAAAACAGCUCUGGUGCAAGUUCUGGCCAAGGAACUGAAUUGUGAACUGAAAGAGUGGACCAAUCCUGUGGCUGGCUCAUAUGAAGAGUCAGUCUUUGUUGACCAGAGAAAUAACUGGUCAGAUUACUCUAAAGUAGAAGGCAGCUAUUCUGGUUCUCAGCUCUCAAAAUUCCAACAGUUUCUACUGAGGGCAGACAAAUAUAAUUCCCUGGAUAUAUUUGGAAGUGUAUCCCAGAAGAAAAUUAUCCUUGUAGAAGAAUUCCCAAACAUUGUUUACAAAGAUGCUGCAUCUUUUCAUGACAUUUUGAGAAAAUACUCCAAAAUUGGAAAAUGCCCUCUCAUAUUUAUCAUAAGUGAUUCCAGCAAUGGUGAAUCUAAUGAAAGACUUUUGUUUCCUAAGCAUUUACAGGAAGAACUUCACAUAGAAAAUAUCAGCUUCAACCCCAUAGCGGCAACAACAAUGCUAAAAGUUUUGACCAAAAUAGCAACAGAAGAAGCUGAUCAUGGUAUGCAUAAAUUUUCCAUCCCAUCUAAGGCUGUGAUAGAAUCCAUUUCCAUGUCCAGUGCAGGAGACAUCAGGGGAGCCAUCAAUGCCCUACAGUUUGCUUGUCUUAAAGAUACACAUGAUCUGGUUCUCCCUACCACAUCUAAAGGAAAACAACCCAAGAGUAAAACAACAAAGAAAUCUCACAGGAAAACGGAAAACAAGAGUUCAACUGAUCCAGAUUCCACUCUGGCAGCCAUUGGUGGCAGGGAUACAUCCCUCUUCUUGUUUAGAGCUCUGGGCAAAAUCCUGUAUUGUAAAAGGGAUGACCCUCUUAACUACCCAGACUUACCCAAGUUACCUCCACAUUUAGCAGAACAUGAGAGAGAUCCACUUGCUCUUGUACCAGAGGAUAUAAUAGAGAAAUGUAAUUUAUCAGGAGACUACUUCAGUGCCUACCUGCACCAGAAUUACCUUGAAUUCUUCUCAGAAAUAACUGACGUUGUCAGGGCAUCAGAAUAUCUCAGCGACUCAGACUUCCUAACUUUUGAGUGGUCUACAAGAUCAGUAUUACAGGAAUAUGCAGCCUCUAUAGCCACAAGAGGACUGCUUCAUUCAAAUUCUAGUCGAUCCAAGUAUUCAACAGGUGGAUCCGGGCUGGGGUGGAAACCUCUUCACAAGCCUCAGUGGUACUCCAUUAGUAAGACUAAUAGACAGAAUUGUGAUGUUGCAAGACACUUAUUCAAAAGUUACGCUUGUCCACCAGAUGUUCUACAGACAGAGUUAAUUCCCUUUCUUUCUCUCAUUGAUGUCACACUUCAUGAUCCAGGCCAAAUAUCAUUUAUAAAUGAAAUAACCAAAUUCUCCAGUGCAAAGCUACGGUCAGAGAAGCUAGAUGAGAAAGACCUAGGGUUAGAUAACAACUCGCAAGAGAAUGAGGCUUCUGUAGGGAACACAUGGUCUAUGAGGGAAGAAGAUGACAAGAUUACUAGCAGCCAAUCAAAAGUUGUUACAGAACCUGAGGAAGAGGAGGAGGAUUAUGAAAUUACAGAGUUUGAUGAUUAAUUAGCAUUCUAAUAAACAAUUUUUCAAACUUUUUCAGUUAUAUGGGUUGAAAUUUUGCAUGUGAGACAUCACAUACAAUCUUUCAGUACAUGCAAUGUGUUAUUCAAGUUGUUUGCAUUAAUUAAACUCAGAUUGAACAAAUCAGUUAGGAUUAUUAGAUUUUUUGUACAUUUUGAAAUAAAGCAGAAAGUAACAUU